UUGAGCGCAGGUAAAAUGACCUGUGAGCCAGUGAGGGAUUUGGAAUUACUGCGCGCACCUGGACCCGACAACGACGCGCUUAUCACGCAACAGUUGUCAAAUCUAUAUGUACUUUACAUAAGUCAUAUUUAUAAAGGAAGCGCUAUUUGAAUACGUUUUAUCGGAGAGAUAACUAUGGCAACUAGUAUAGGACUGGCCAUGAAUCCUCCACACACAGAUGAGAGGGCUGUUUUCACGCAGCUGAAGCCUGUGCGGAUGUCUGGAGCCGACGGCGCAGAGGACUCGUCCGUGUUCGAGGAAGUGAAACCCGCGAUCCGGUUGGAGAUGGAAAAAUACCUCUCCCAGACCCCAGGCAGCCCCCUCAUCCCUCCCUCCAUGGCCCCCACCGACAAGAAGAACCGCAGAGAGAGCGCCUCGUUGGUGGACGAGUACUUCUCAGAGGAGAAGCCCAACACGGCCCCAUACAGCGUCAACAUCAACCUCAUCCUCCCCAACACCACCCACCUCCGCACUGGCCUGUACCGGCCCAACAAGCCUAACCAGCAGCACCACCAGGCCCACCAAAAUCACCUACUCCAACACAUCAAGACAGAGCCGGGUGUGGAUGUGCCAGUGCCCUGCUCCAUACAGACCAUCCAGACCUUGCCUGACUUCACGUCUGUCUUCAGCAUGCCCCAGACCGUCAACACCAUGUUUAUCAAACCCGACAUGGCUGCCGGUGGCCACCCAGUUUCAGACACACACACAGAGCUGUACAUUGGCCCCCAGAAACCACAGGUCUACCAGAUGCCUGUUCCUGUCAGUGGAGCUGACCUCACAAUGACCCUCUCCCACAGCAGCCAACCAGGGACCGGCGGAGCCAGCAACGGUAGAACCAUGAUAAACCUGAACAGCGUCUCCUUGACGACGGUGGGUCACGGCGGUGGUGACUCGUCGUUUGCGAUGCCGGAGCAUUUCUACCACCACCACACCACCGCAUCGCCCCAGUCCCAGCCCCACAGCCUACCUCCCUCACCCCCCAACUCCCAGCCGGGUAGUCCUGAGAACCAGGCAGAGCUGCUCACCCCUCCUCCCCCCUACCAGGCCUCCACGAGGCUGGGAUUGAAGGUCACCCAGAUGUCCCACCACUCCAUGCUCAUGGCCCAUGGACAGGGGGUGCUGACGGGACCCAGGUACAACCGACGGAACAACCCAGAGCUGGAGAAGAGACGGAUCCACUUCUGUGACUUCCCAGGCUGCACCAAGGUUUACACAAAGAGCUCUCACUUGAAAGCACACCAAAGGACACACACCGGAGAGAAACCAUACCGUUGCAGCUGGGAGGGCUGUGAUUGGCGUUUCGCCCGCUCUGACGAGCUGACGCGACAUUACCGUAAACACACGGGAGCCAAGCCCUUCAAGUGUGUGGCCUGCAGUCGUUGUUUCUCCCGUUCAGAUCACCUGGCCCUACACAUGAAGCGCCACCAAAACUAAACACACACACACACACACACACACACACACACACACACACACACACACACACGCUACGGCCACCUGAAGCAUCACCCGAACUGAGGGACAUCAUCCUGAAGCCCCCAAAAUGCAUUGCACCGCACUGCAUGAGGGCUGCGGAUGGACUGCCUGACUGACAGACUUAUCCUCCUUUUCAAAACUCCUUAUCACGAAAUAUUUGACACCAUCUACAACGAUACAAUGAUCAAAAUGUCUGCUCCUGACCUCACUACUAUCGGGAGGUAUGGACUUUCAAAGAGAUAGCGGGCCAUGGACGCCAGCCACCAAUUGAACCCACGUAAUAAUGGAUGUAUGCCUGUCUGUCUGUAUAUAUAGUUGUGUAUAGUGUGUCGUUGUGUGUGUUUCUGAAAAAGCAAAGGAUUUAUUGACAUUUUAUACUUGACUAUUAUUAUUUUUUUUUACACAUCUGCAGUUGAGAUUUCAUUCCAAUCAUGACCAUGUUGGAUAAUACUUUCAUGUCACAUGAGCUUCCUUAUAUGGUAACAUAUAUCUUCGUGACAAAUCAACAGAAUACUCUGGAAAACGCCGUUGGACAUCGUCUUACAUUGAUAAUAACUUGUUUCUAUUCAGGUGCCUGAGAGCCUGGAGCGUUUAGCCAUGUUUAUUAUUCUUUCUGUAACCACGGAGACAAACCUCUUUGAUAGGGGCUCGCAACAACAUUACCCUGCAUCUAUUUGCAGUUUCAUCUUUAAUAGUUUGUCUAACAGUUCAUGCAUGUAUUAUAACUUCUUAUUUUGAUUAUUAUGUUUUAAUGUUAAUUAAUUAGUCUUGUCCUGCGACCUCACUAUUUAUGUAUAAUAAUUACGGAGUUGAAUUUACUACAGCUCAAAAGACAAUAGUUAACCACAUUACCUUGAAAUUAGAAUCGUCCCCAUGCAGAUUUUGAUAUUUACAAAUCAGUUUU
Messenger RNA from Oncorhynchus mykiss (rainbow trout), 2419 nucleotides. It is a transcript of the gene klf5l, whose product is annotated as Kruppel like factor 5 like. The record is from RefSeq and is a predicted model, not a curated record. Lineage: Eukaryota; Metazoa; Chordata; Actinopteri; Salmoniformes; Salmonidae. Gene Ontology annotation, biological process: regulation of transcription by RNA polymerase II. Gene Ontology annotation, molecular function: DNA-binding transcription factor activity, RNA polymerase II-specific; RNA polymerase II cis-regulatory region sequence-specific DNA binding.